CCGUGGGGGGGCAUGGAGCCGCUGGUGCUGUACCACUGGACGCAGUCCUUCUCCUCGCAGAAGGUGCGCUUGGCAAUAGCCGAAAAAGCUCUGAAGUGCGAAGAGCACGAUGUAAACCUGCCGCUGAGUGAGCACAACGAGCCGUGGUUCAUGCGCUUAAAUUCCUCUGGAGAAGUACCCGUUCUGAUCCAUGGAGAAAACAUCAUUUGUGAGGCAACGCAGAUUAUCGAUUACCUAGAAGCAACGUUUGUAGAUGAGGAUGUACCAAGACUAAUGCCAGAAGAAGGGAGCAUGUAUUAUCCAAGGGUGCAACACUAUAGAGAGCUUUUAGACUCCUUGCCUAUGGAUGCCUACACGCAUGGCUGCAUCCUGCACCCUGAAUUGACAGUGGACUCCAUGAUUCCAGCCUAUGCUACCAGCAGGAUUCGUAGCCAAAUAAGUAACACAGAAUCAGAGCUGAAGAAACUAGCGGAAGAAAAUCCAGACCUUCAAGAUGCCUACAUAGCAAAACAGAAGCGCCUUAAAUCUAAGCUGCUGGAUCAUGAUAAUAUAAAAUACUUAAAGAAAAUACUGGAUGAACUGGAAAAAGUUUUGGAUCAGGUUGAGACUGAAUUGCAGCGGCGAAAUGAGGAAACACCAG
This is a messenger RNA of Mesitornis unicolor (brown roatelo), 640 nucleotides long. Its product is annotated as ganglioside-induced differentiation-associated protein 1. The record is from RefSeq and is a predicted model, not a curated record. The annotation marks the transcript as partial. NCBI's taxonomy places the organism in Eukaryota, Metazoa, Chordata, Aves, Mesitornithiformes, Mesitornithidae. The transcript is spliced from 5 exons. Gene Ontology annotation, biological process: mitochondrial fusion; mitochondrial fission. Gene Ontology annotation, cellular component: mitochondrial outer membrane.